GGGGGGUCCCGCGCCGACCCCCGCAGCAGCAUCAUCAUCGGCACCGAGGGGGAGAUGCCCAAGGACGUGGAGAUGGACGGGGGAGGAGGAGGAGGAGGAGGAGGAGGAGGUGGAGGAGGAAGCGUCAGCCCCGCGCGGUGCACCCAGAAGGAUGUUGAGGGUGGCCCUUCCCCGGCCGGAGCUCCUUCCCCGGCGGGAGGCCCUUCCCCGGCCGGAGGCCCUUCCCCGGCGGCUCCUUCGCCCAGCCCGGAGGAGAAGGAGCUGGACGAGAGCCGCCGGGAGGUGAUCCAGAUCCUGAAGGACCUGAAGCAGAAGUACCCCGAGAAGGAGCUGGAGCAGCUGGUGGAGAUGGCCAACUACUACGCCCUGCUGCACCAGCAGAAGAGCAGAGCCUUCUACCGCAUCCAGGCCACGCGCCUCAUGACCGGCGCCGGCAACAUCCUCAAGAAGCACGCGGCCGAGGCCUCCAAGCGGUCCUCCGCCCUCCUGGAGGCCGCCUCCGACCUGGAGGAGGAAGAGGAGACCUGCAGCAAGAUCUUCUUCCAGCCCUCCCUCUACCACUGCCUGGAGAACUGCGGCUCGGUGACGCUGUCGGUGGCCUGCUGCCAGGGCCUGGAGGCCAACCACACCUUCUACGUCGACUACCGGACGGAGGACGGCUCGGCCAAGGCCGGCUCCGACUACGAGUACAGCGAGGGGACCUUGGUCUUCAAGCCCGGGGAGACGCAGAAGGAGCUGAGCAUCGGCAUCAUCGACGACGACAUCUUCGAGGAGGACGAGCACUUCUUCGUCCGCCUGCUCAACCUGCGGGUGGGCGACGCCCUGGGCAUGUUCGAGAGCGACGAGGACGGCGCCGGGCGGCCCCGGGCCCGCCUGGUGGCGCCGCUGCUGGCCACCGUCACCAUCCUGGACGACGACCACGCCGGCAUCUUCGCCUUCCAGGAGCGGCUGGUGCGGGUGAGCGAGUGCCAGGGGGUGCUGGAGGUGAAGGUCCUGCGCAGCUCCGGCGCCCGCGGCACCGUCCUGCUGCCCUACCGCACCCUGGAGGGCAGCGCCCGCGGCGGGGGGGUCCACUACGAGGAUGCCUGCGGGGAGCUGGAGUUCAGGAACGACGAGACCAGCAAGACGCUGCAGGUGAAGAUUGUGGACGCGGAGGAGUACGAGAAGAGAGACAACUUCUUCAUCGAGCUGGGGCAGCCGCGCUGGCUCAAGAGGGGCAUCUCGGCUCUGCUGCUGGCCCAAGCGGAGGGGGAGGGGGAGCGGCGGCCGUCGGCGGAGGAGGAGGAGGCUCAGCGCAUCGCCGAGAUGGGCAAACCGGUGCUGGGCGACAACCACCGCCUGGAGGUCAUCAUCGAGGAGUCCUACGACUUCAAGAACACAGUGGACAAGCUGAUCAAGAAGACCAACCUGGCCAUGGUCAUUGGCACUCACUCCUGGAGGGAGCAGUUCCUGGAGGCCAUCACUGUCAGCGCAGGGGAAGAGGAGGAGGAGGAGGAAGGCCGGGAGGAGCGGCUGCCGUCCUGCUUCGACUACGUCAUGCACUUCCUGACGGUCUUCUGGAAGGUUCUCUUCGCCUGUGUGCCCCCCACCGAGUACUGCAACGGCUGGGCCUGCUUCGGGGUCUCCAUCCUGCUCAUCGGGGUCCUCACCGCCCUCAUCGGCGACCUGGCCGCGCACUUCGGCUGCACCGUCGGCCUCAAGGACUCCGUCAACGCCGUCGUCUUCGUCGCCCUCGGCACCUCCAUCCCCGACACCUUCGCCAGCAAGGUGGCCGCGCUGCAGGACCACUGCGCCGACGCCUCCAUCGGGAACGUCACCGGCUCCAACGCCGUCAACGUCUUCCUGGGCCUGGGGGUGGCCUGGUCGGUGGCCGCCAUCUACUGGGCCGCCCAGGGCCAGGACUUCCAGGUGGAGACCGGCACCUUGGCCUUCUCCGUCACCCUCUUCACCAUCUUCGCCUUCGUCUCCAUCAGCGUCCUGCUGUACCGCCGCCGGCCCUCCAUCGGCGGCGAGCUGGGCGGCCCCCGCGGCCCCAAGCUGCUCACCGCCGGCCUCUUCCUCGGCCUCUGGCUGCUCUACAUCCUCUUCGCCAGCCUCGAGGCCUACUGCCACAUCCAGGGCUUCUGAGGGCCGGCGCCGGCGC
Dryobates pubescens (Downy woodpecker) is the source of this 2143-nucleotide messenger RNA. RefSeq names its product sodium/calcium exchanger 2-like. Lineage: Eukaryota; Metazoa; Chordata; Aves; Piciformes; Picidae. The transcript is spliced from 8 exons. Gene Ontology annotation, cellular component: postsynapse; sarcolemma; axon. The annotation marks the transcript as partial. Gene Ontology annotation, biological process: sodium ion transmembrane transport; cell communication; calcium ion import across plasma membrane. The record is from RefSeq and is a predicted model, not a curated record. Gene Ontology annotation, molecular function: calcium:sodium antiporter activity.